GGAAGAUAAACAUAACAUGAACAUAACCAUAGAUAAAUAAAUAAUAAAUAUAGUUAUUAAAUAUCCUCAUUUUCACGUGUAAUUUCUGGAUAUUACAUAAAAAAAAAUAAUGAUGAAGUGCGUUUUUUGUGGGAAACAAGGUGAAAUAAAUAUCCGUACUCUUUAUAAGUUUCCUACACAAUUGGAAUUAUUGGGGAAAUGGUUGAAGAAUAUGAAUAUGGAAUAUAUAAAUAAAGUAAAUGAAGGAAUGAGAUUAUGCUCAGAACAUUUUGAAACAUCCUGCUUGCAGAAAAGGGGUAAAAAGACAGUGUUGGCACCUGGAAGUGUUCCGACUUUAUUUAAAGCAUAUAAAACAGUAUGUGCUUAUUGUAAGAGUAAAAAAGGAACAGAUAAUCGUUUGUAUCACAGAUUUCCUCUUCACAAUAAAAAACUAUUGGAUAUGUGGUUGAGAAAACUAAGAAUAUACAAUUUUGAACCCACGGUUAGGAGUUUCAUUUGCUCUAAACAUUUUGAGGCAGCUUGUUAUAGAAGUGUUCUUGGUAAAAAAUAUGGGCGUCUGUUAUUCAAUGCUGUCCCAACAAUCUUCAAUCCCACAGUAGGUCCUAAUAUAUCAAGAAGGAAACAAAAAAAAAGAAAUGUUAAAGACGAGUUACCAGAAUUAGAACUGGAAAAAGAUUAUGUAAAGGAAGAAGCAAUUGAUAUUGAAGAAAAUGAACUUGAAUGCACUAAAGAUCAAUUAGUUAAAGUUAAUUUAUUAAAAGAAAAUUCUGAUGAAACCGAAAAUUAUGAAGAAAAUAAAUUAGUUUUACACCAUCAUUCACUAAUGCGUAAUUUCGAUAAACUAUAUAAGGAGAAAGAUAAUAUAAAAAAAAUGUUACUCGAUUUUGCCAUCAACAUUGAAGCAUUGACCAAGGAGAAUAAACUGUUGAAAGAGCAAUUAGAGAAGACUAGUUCGUAUUCCGAAAAUGCCAUAAAUACAGAAGUGAUAGAUUUGACUGAUAUAGAUUCUAUCUGUAGAGUAUGUUUACAAAAAGAUUCAAAUCUAAAAUAUCUUAAUGAUUCAAUGAAUUUUGAUCAUCCAGAGAUAGUUCCAACAAAAGUAUUGGAUACCCUACAAGCAAUACUUUCAUUAGGAUUAGAUUCAAUUACAAUUGGAGACGACCAUCUUCCAAAUAAAAUUUGCCUAAAAUGUGUCGAACAAUUGAAACUAUUCACAAUAUUUAGAUACAAUUACUCGAAGUCUUGUGAAAUUUUAAAAAUAUACACCCUUAAAAUAAAUGAACAAACAGAGGAUGCAGAAAAUAAUGACGAUGCUUGUUCUGAAAUAUCUUCAACAGAAGAUGUAACAUUGAAAUUCGAAACUACGGAAGAGGAUGUAAAAGUUGAUGAAGCUAUCCAAAAACUAGAUCCGCCAGAAUAUUAUGAAGUAGAAAAUUUAGAAAAUAACCAAACUACUGAAAAGUUCAAAGGCGAUUCUAUUUGUGAUUCAGAAAACCAGAUAAAAAACAAGAAAAAACCACAUAAAUGCCCAAUUUGUUUAAAAGAAUUAAAACUUUCUCAAUUUCGACCACAUAUGCAUACACAUAAAGGCUUGGAAAGAUAUUUCAGCGGUCCUAAGUUACCUAAAAACGUUAAGUUUUAUGCUGUUCCUAAUUCCACCGUUAGUCUGGUAAACGAGAAACAAAUGUUUCAUAAAUGUCCGUUUUGUCCGGAAAGUUUUACUGCUGCUGCAUAUUUGAUUCAUGUCGAUAAUCAUUUAAAAAAUGACCAGUUUACGUGCGAUAAAUGUGGUAGAGUUUUCAAAAAGAGGAGUUAUUUAAUUCAGCAUUUGUUGGUGCAUACGAAAGAACUGCCUUACAGCUGCAAAACAUGUAAGAAGCAAUUUGUCAUUAAACAAAACUAUGAAUAUCACUUAUUGACUCAUUCAUACAAAGUCGAUGAAUUACCAUAUAAAUGUCAACAUUGCGACAGAAAAUUCUCGAAUCCAUCUCAUCUAACACGACACAUGACAAUCCAUUUGGAAAACUGCUCUUAUGGUAGCAAGUACGGAAUGAAAAGAUGUCGCAGUUGCUUGCAAAGCUUUAGCAGCGAGGACACGUUCAAAUCACACAAAUGUGUGCUGACAGGAAUACUAACACAUUUUUGUAGAUAUUGUGGCAAAUCGUUUGCCACAUUAAAAGUAUAUUAUCAUCAUUUGCGAUUGCACCAUAACGUACGCAAAAAAAUGAACGGACAGUUCUGUACAGAAUGUAAUAAAGUUGUGUCCAAUUUAACGUGCCACAGACUAAGCGUACAUCCUGGUACUGUACAGAAAUAUUUGUGCCCGAUUUGUGGGGCGUAUGUUUUAAAUAAAUAUAGUCAUAUGAUGAAGCACGGACCAACACUCAGUAAACCUCCAAAAUGCAACAUCUGCGGUAAAGAAUUUCGCUACACGAUGGGCUUAAAAAGACACUUGAUGGUCCAUACUGGCGAAAAACCCUUUUUGUGCAGUUCUUGUCCCAAAACUUUUAGCUGCAAAUCUAAUCUACAGGUUCACGAAAGAAUACAUCUGGGAGUUAAAUCUCACGUUUGUUCAAUAUGUGACAAAGGAUUUUUAGAAAAGUCAUAUCUGGAAAAGCAUAUGAAGGUGCAUAAAGUCAUGAUCGUGACUGGGUCGAAACAGAAAAAUAAGGUUGUUGAAGAUUAUGAAACAUCAGAGUCUGACGACUAUUAAAUUAAAUAAUUAUUGCAUAUUGUAAAAAUUCAUUUAUUGAUUUUUAAAUUAGAAUAAGUUUAUAUUAAACGAGCGUUUUAUUGAAUAUUGAAUAUAUUGUAAUUGUAAGCGACUCUUCAGGAGGCAAUAGAGGCGAAACUUGUAAGUCUUAGCUAGUUUUAAUCAAUUGAUUAAGAGGAGUAUUUACUUGGCUUUAGAGCAGAACAUGCAAGGGUUUCGUAGUACCCCACUUUUAAAGUUUAUUUUUGACAUAUUUUGAAAGAAAAAAAUAUGUGCGUGUAGGUAAAGGUUAAAUCUGUGCUCCUCUGGGAACACUUUUUCAAAAUUUAAUUCUGUUUUUUUUUUCUAAAAAAAAAAAAAAAACACAAAACUCGACUUUUUUGAUCCAUUUUCUCAAUUUUUUUUAGAAAAAACUAAAUUGAAUUUUGAAAAAGUAGUUCCAGAGGAGCAUAGAUUUAACCUUUAUCUACACGUACAUAUUUUUUUCUUUUAAAAAUACUUAAAAAUAAACUUUAAAAGUGGGGUACUACGAAACCAUUACAUUGCAAGAUUUUACGUCUGUCAAGUGGCGCCUCUGUUAGAUUUUUAAGAAAUUAAUAUUUGUGAAUGAAAACAAUUUACAAAAUAUUUUACUGAUGUUUUACGAGGGUUAAUUAAAGUUUACGUAUUUGUUGGUACACAUUAUUGUUUUACGUAAAUCAUUUCUGUAAUACUAAUAUAUACAUAUUUAUAUAAUAUGCAAUGGGUUUCAUAGUACACCAAUUUUACGGAUUAUUUUUUAUUUUUUAAAAAAUUAUGUAAGUACAGAUAAAGGAGUCACUUUUUGAACAUUUGAAUCGGUUUAUUUUGAGAAAAUUAAGAAGAUAUCUUUCUAUCAAAAAAAAAAAAAUACAAAUAAAAAUGCUAGGAGGGAACAAUAUAUGUUUUUAAUGUUUACAGGAACAUUUAUUUUUCUCAAUAAAAAUUAAAAAAAUACGUUAAAAGCUUUUUCGUCUAGAGGGCGACACCAACAAAAUGUAUAUCCUUUUCUACUGUUUACAAGUAAUAAACGUACGCAAGUGAUUUGAAUUUAUUUUGUUUUAUGUCUGUACACUUUGUUAUUUUUACAUACAAUAAUUUCGCUCAAUUAUUUUAAAUUAAUUUUAUCAUUUGUUUAUUAAAAAAAUAUAUCCGAAAUUAAAAGGUAUACAAUAAGAUUUGAAUUAUAAAUUAACUUUUAUAUUGCACGGGAUUUUUUUUUAAUGAAUACAUCUUCGAGUUAAGAAAAAUGAAUUCCAGCAUGUUAACAACUCUUUAAGCUGUAAGGCCCAGUUGUACUACUCCAGUUUAAGUGAGGUUCAACUGAACCUGGUUUAGACUGUGACGAACGUCGUACCAUUGUAUUUAGAUCAACUAGUAAAACAAUACCAAUGCAAAUUAUCUUGGAGGACAAUGGACAGUAUCAAUAGAUGGCAGCAAGCUCCGUGGUGUCCAAGUCAUGUCUUUGAUAAAUUUGUCGUCUUCGAAACGAACGUAAUUUCUCUAUUUACUAAUAGAUGGGCCUAUAAUCGAUUCAGAAUAUUUGUUUUAAAAAUGGAAUAUACGAGUUUAAUUAUGUUUGUUAAACAUUUAUUUACGAUUAAUUAUCAUUUUAGAGAAUAUAUACAAUAGUAAUUUAAAUUUAGCACUCUACCCAUAUGAAUUUUAAAAUUAAGAAAAUUUUAUGUAUAUAGAAUUCUGUACUCAAUGAUCGAGGAAGUGGUAGCCAUAGAUUACUUGAAUAGACUAGUUUUAAAUCAUAAAACAACCAUAUUGACUGCAUCACAUUAUUAAUAUGCUAAGAUUUUUUCAUUUUUUUAUUAUAAAACUUCUUGUUAGGUGUCAUAUUGUCUGUUUUUACUAAAAAAUUAUUAAGUGUGUU
This is a messenger RNA of Psylliodes chrysocephalus, 4613 nucleotides long. The record is from the annotation of a GenBank genome assembly. NCBI's taxonomy places the organism in Eukaryota, Metazoa, Arthropoda, Insecta, Coleoptera, Chrysomelidae.